GAUUGCCAAAACUCAAAGCGCAGUGUUGACUGGCCAGAGUCCGCUGUCAAACAUCCAUUCAAAACCAGUGUCUUUCUAAAACAAAGCCAAAACAAAAGCUCUCAAGCCAACAAUGUCGGAACCGCACCACCUUCUGUCGGAGCCCAUCUCGUGCCAUGCCUGGAACAAGGACCGCUCGCAGCUGGCCUUCUCGCCCAACAACCACGAAAUCCACAUCUACAAGAAGGAGGGCAACACCUGGGUCAAGUCGCAGGUCCUCACCGGCCACGACCAGCGUGUGACGUCGCUCGACUGGGCUGCCAACACCAACCGCAUUGUCUCGUGCGGCGCCGAUCGCAACGCCUACGUGUGGACGAUCACCGACAACGAGUGGAAGCCCUCUCUUGUCAUCCUGCGCAUCAACCGCGCGGCCACCUUUGUCCGCUGGUCCCCCAAGGAGGACAAGUUUGCCGUCGCCUCGGGCGCCCGCCUCAUCUCAAUCUGCUACUUUGAGGCUGAGCACGACUGGUGGGUCAGCAAGCACAUCAAGAAGCCCAUCCGCUCCACCGUCCUGACCCUCGACUGGCACCCCAACAACGUCCUGCUGGCUGCCGGCUCGUCCGACUUUAAGACGCGCAUCUUCUUUGCCGGCAUCAAGGGCGUCGACGAAAAGCCCCAGCCCACUCCUUGGGGUGGCAAGAACGCCUUUGGCGACUGCGUCCGCGAGCUCUCGCACGGCCCUGGUGGCUGGGUUCACUCGGUCGCCUUCUCGCCCUCCGGCAACCGUCUCGCCUGGGUCAGCCACAACUCGAGCAUCUCUGUCGUCGAGGCUGGCGACGCCACCGAGCCCAAGACUGUCACCUUCUCGACCCUCCCCUACGUCACCCUGCUCUGGGCGUCCGAGAACUCGAUCAUCACGGCCGGCUUUGAGUACUACCCCGCUCUCUGGGACGUCUCGUCGGGCACCCCCAAGUUUGUCAACAAGCUCGACCACGCCGUCAAGAAGGCUGCCGUCGAGGGCAACGCCAUGUCCAAGUUCCGCAACCUCGACACCCGCGCCACCGAGGGUGAGGAGACUGCCCUUGACACUGUCCACCAAAACCCCAUCACCCAGCUUUCGCUCUUUGCUGGCACCAAGGACCGCGUCACCAAGUUCACCACCACUGGCUCUGACGGUCGCCUUGUCAACUGGGAUGUCAAGGCUCUCGAGUCUGCCAUCUCUGGCCUCAAGUUUGCUUAAACGAGCUCGCGUUGUUUUGGGGGGGCUCAGCUCUUCCCCUUUUGCCGUUUUAGCAAACAUGCAAAUGUAGCUCUUUUGUGGUCUUUGAGUGUUUGUUUGCUGUGCAAAUCUAAUGCUUUGUGAAUAGACACCUUUUUUUUUUUUUUCGAAAGUCAAGCCAAACGCUCGUUUUGAUGAUGUCGCAUCAAUCCAUG
Molecule: messenger RNA, 1413 nt
Organism: Capsaspora owczarzaki ATCC 30864
Lineage: Eukaryota; Filasterea; Ministeriida; Capsasporidae
Exons: 1
Coding region: 113-1219 (368 amino acids)
Biological process (GO): Arp2/3 complex-mediated actin nucleation
Cellular component (GO): actin cytoskeleton; Arp2/3 protein complex
Molecular function (GO): actin filament binding
Source: RefSeq, a predicted model, not a curated record